Zingiber officinale is the source of this 1899-nucleotide messenger RNA. Its product is annotated as GDSL esterase/lipase LIP-4-like. Gene Ontology annotation, molecular function: hydrolase activity, acting on ester bonds. Bases 640 to 1854 code for a protein of 404 amino acids. The transcript has 5 exons. The record is from RefSeq and is a predicted model, not a curated record. NCBI's taxonomy places the organism in Eukaryota, Viridiplantae, Streptophyta, Magnoliopsida, Zingiberales, Zingiberaceae.
GCAGGUCACAAUGUUGAACUCACUUCUAGGUCACAUCGAUUUUAGGUCGCACGGUUUGCUUCUUGAAAUAUUAAUUGUAGAACCUUAUUUAUGAUGGAUAUUUUUUGAGCUACGAUAUUCAUAAGGAAAAUCAUUUUACUUUUUGUGGGAUAGGAAAAUUAUUUCAUUUGUUGUGGAUCCUCUAUUCUUAAGAAUAUCAUUUCUCAUAAUUUUUAUUCAGUCCGACUUAAUAAAAAAUUAUUAAUUUGUAAAGUAAGAUACAAAAUUAGGAUAUUUUUUUUAGAAAUUUGCCGUGCUAUUUGGUAAUUUGUAAAGUAAGAAAUAAAAUUUGGAUAAUUUUGAAAUUUGUGGUUUUAGAGUUUCAUAAUCAUGUCCACCAAUUGACUGUUAUCAGCUGCGCACUCUCAAACAGGGAACACAAACUUCUCUCGAUCGACAUGGCGUUUCGGAACUUUUAAAUUUGAAGACGGGUAAAAGGAACGUUCCAGAAAAGGAAACGUGACGUGUUCGGACCUCUAGGCGAGACACAAGAUCACUGUACUAUUUGAGGAUGGAUCACCGUCGUUACCGUUUCAAACAAAGAAAUUGCACGUGUACCGUACGUGACCUCCGGGCCUCGACCUCCUCGAACGAGUUAAAAUGGCGGUGUGCGUCACGGCGAAGUCGAAAAGCGAGAGAAAGAGGAUUGAAAUGACGAGCUGCUGCCUCUCUUUCGUCGGAUGCUUCCUGGUGCCGUCGUUGCUGGUGCUGCUGCUUCUGACCCUGCCGGUGGACUCCGGUUGUGUCGGUGGGCAUGGCGCGGUCUUCAACUUUGGAGACUCCAACUCCGACACAGGGGCCUUUUCUGCCGGCCUCGGCGUUCAGCUCUCGCUUCCGGGGUGGAUCGGUGUCGCCAGGCGAGAGCAUCCAGGCGAGAGCAUCAAUGCCAGCUACCUCAGCCCGUACUUGGAGUCACUAGGGUCGGAUUUUAGGGGCGGCGCUAACUUCGCCUUCUCCGGCGCCUCGACGCUUCCGCCUAACGUACCCUUCUCCUUGGCGAUUCAAGUGCAGCAGUUCCUCCGCUUCAAAUCUCGAUCCAUGGAGCUCGUUGCCCAAGGAACAAGGGGCUUGAUCGAUUCUGAAGCUUUUGAGAGCGGUUUGUAUGUUUUUGACAUAGGGCAGAAUGCCUUAGCAGGUGCGUUUUCUCGAAGCCCAAGCUACAAUCAUGUUAUUCGAAGGAUUCCAUCGAUGGUCGAGCAAAUAAGGAAAGCUAUUCAGAAUAUCUACGAAAUUGGGGGGAGAAACUUUAGGAUACACAACACUGGGCCAUUGGGUUGUUUACCUCAAAAACUAGCUCAGCCGCGUAAAGAUGACAGUAGUCUUGAUGAAAAUGGUUGCCUAAUUCCCUACAACAAUGCUUCCAAGGAAUUCAAUGCCAAGCUGAGCACUCUGUGUGAUGAACUGAGCUUGGAGCUGAAGAAUGCCACCUUUGUUUACGUCGAUGUCUAUGCUGUUAAGUAUGAUCUCAUUGCUAACUACAGGGAAUACGGCUUUGAGACUGCAUUCAUGGCCUGCUGUGGCCAUGGUGGACCUCCAUACAACUACAACAAUGACAUCGGUUGUGGGCAUCCUGAAAGCCAAGUCUGCGCCAUUGGAUCCAAGUAUAUUAGUUGGGACGGAGUUCAUUAUACAGAGGCUGCUAAUUCUAUGGUGGCUUCAAAGAUAAUGACAGCCAAGUAUUCAAAUCCAACUCUUGUAUUUGGAUUUUUUUUGCAACAUGUGAUUUCAUAUAUUUUUUUUUCUGAAAUGGAAAUCAGUAGUACUCUAAGUUUGUCUUUACGAGGAGUUUUAAACUUAAAUGCCAAAAUGUUAUGAAAGAAUAGACAAAAGGUUAGCAAUCAGUUUUAGAAAUGAUAUUAA